CUGGGUGCACAACGGACGUGUAACGCGCUUAACUUUAUUAAAUUACAAAAUACAGUGCCAUAACUUCAAACAAACUUCAAAAUUAUUGCUGCUUGAAUUAAGAAAGUGAAAUACACAAGAUGCAGAUGCAGCUGCAGCUGAGAGCUUUGCUGUGGCUCUGCCUGGCACUGGGCGCCAGCGCAUCCCGCAUUCUCUUCAUGGGUGUCUUUCCAUGCCCCAGCCACUGGCUCUGGCUGGAGCACUUUCAACGCGAUCUACUGCGUCGUGGUCAUGAGGUAACCAGCGUCACCAAUGUGCCCACCAAGACGCCACAUGCAAAUCUCACAGAGAUAAUACUCAAUCCAGCUUUCGAUAUUCCCAAGCAUUUUCCCAAGAACAUUAUUUUCGAUAUGCACUACUCCAGCGAUUUUCAGAAUCUGCAUUUGUUUUGGAACAUUGGUCUGAUGACCACGGAGCAUGCGCUGCAGGACGUGCAGCUGCGACAGCUCAUCAACAGUCAGAAUGAACACUUUGAUUUGGUCAUCAUAGAGCAGUUCUUCCAUGAGGCAUUGCUCAUGUUUGGGCACAAAUUCAAUUGCCCCAUCGUGACCAUCGGCACCUUGGGCUAUGCGGAUAAUAUGGAUCAUGCCAUGGGCAUAGUAACACCUUGGUCGGUUAUUCCACAUCUGGUGCUGCCACACACAGAUCAAAUGAGCUUUGCUCAGCGCGCUUACAAUUCUUAUCUGUCCUUAUACGAUGCUAUCAUGAGGCGUUGGUAUUAUCUGCCCAAAAUGCAAGCGCUGGCUGUGAAGUACUUCGGCGAAAGUAUAAAAGGUGAGUUGCCCAAUGUGCUGCAACUGGAGCGGAAUAUCUCGUUGAUGCUGAUCAAUAGUCAUCGCAGCGUUGAUCUACCACGCCCCAGCAUGCCUGGCCUCAUCAGUGUGGGCGGGGCGCAUAUAAAGCCCGCCAAGAAGUUGCCAGCGAAUAUGCAAACAUUUCUGGAUAAUGCUGAACAUGGCGUUGUCUACUUCAGCCUGGGCUCCUACAUGAAGAGCACAGACAUGCCGCCGGAGAAGACAGCGCAGCUGCUGCAGGCAUUUGGCAAGUUGAAGCAGCAGGUGCUGUGGAAAUAUGAGAAUGAUUCGAUGCAAUUGCCGCCCAAUGUGAUGAUUAGCAAGUGGAUGCCUCAGAACGAUAUAUUGGCACAUCCGAAUGUCAAAGUGUUUAUGACCCAUGGCGGCAUCUUUGGCACACAGGAGGGAAUACAUUGGGGCGUGCCUAUGCUCUGCAUGCCGCUGUAUGGCGAUCAGCAUAGGAAUACGAUACGCUCGGUGCGCGGCGGCUAUGCGCGUGCACUGGUGUUCUCCAAGCUCAGCGUAGACAGCUUGGUGCAGAAUAUUGAGGCGCUGAUUUACGAGCCGCAAUACAAACGCAAUGCGCUGGAAAUUUCGCAGCGUUUUCGCGAUAACGCGCAGCAUCCGCUGGAUGAGGCGAGCUUCUGGAUAGAAUACGUUAUCAGGAAUCGGGGCGCGCCUUAUUUGAAAUCGAAAGGUGCAUUCAUGCCGCUGUAUCAGUAUCUAUUGCUGGAUGUGCUGGGCUGUUUGCUGUUGGGCCUGUUCUUGGGCGUGUGGCUGCCUUGGCGGCUGCUCAGAAGAGUGCACAAGUGGUGGGCAGCGGGUGCAGCGGCUGCGCAGGCGGAGAAGGUCAAGAAACGAUUGUGAAUUGAAUUUUUACAGUGUUGUUUGUUGUUGAAGCUUAAGUGCUGCCCCCAAUCACCGCUAAUAAUGAAAAGUGAUAACAAAUUAGAAUUAAAUCAAAUGUGUGUGUGUGUGUUUUUGUAUUUUGGGUAUUUAUUGUAGGCUGGGUAGUUCCAUACGCGCUGCCAAAAAACCGCAACAUUUAAUUAAAAAAUAAGAAAAAAAAAAAACAUUUUAUAUACAGACAACUACAUAAGUAUACGACAAACAAAAUAAAAUAAAUCGCAUAUCUUAAUAAA
Messenger RNA from Drosophila busckii, 1975 nucleotides. It is a transcript of the gene Ugt301D1, whose product is annotated as UDP-glucuronosyltransferase 2B31. Gene Ontology annotation, molecular function: UDP-glycosyltransferase activity. NCBI's taxonomy places the organism in Eukaryota, Metazoa, Arthropoda, Insecta, Diptera, Drosophilidae. The record is from RefSeq and is a predicted model, not a curated record. Bases 120 to 1700 code for a protein of 526 amino acids. The transcript has 4 exons.